Messenger RNA from Guillardia theta CCMP2712, 2325 nucleotides. RefSeq lists its product as hypothetical. The transcript is spliced from 17 exons. NCBI's taxonomy places the organism in Eukaryota, Cryptophyceae, Pyrenomonadales, Geminigeraceae. Gene Ontology annotation, cellular component: nucleus. Gene Ontology annotation, biological process: protein phosphorylation. The coding region runs from base 1 to 2325 and encodes 774 amino acids. Gene Ontology annotation, molecular function: cyclin-dependent protein serine/threonine kinase activity; ATP binding. The record is from RefSeq and is a predicted model, not a curated record.
AUGCGAAGACAAGGACAAGUGACACUUCUCCUCCUCCACAUCCUCCUCCUGUCAUGGCCCGAGACCAGCUUCACGACAUGCGGGAACGCGAGGCAGGUGGUGGCAGAGGACAAGGACGCCCUGAGGAGGCUUCAGAGAGUGACCAUGGUGCUGAGAGACGCGCAUGGGAGCAUGAGGAGCAUCCUCCCCGCCUCGUUCCUCAACGAGGUGGCAGACAGGAGCCACGACAUGCCUCCAUGGAUGAACGUAAGUGAUCGGCCGGAGCAGGGGGUCGAUCGGGGGGCCGCCAACUGCAGCUCGAGGAGCCUCCUGGUGAAGGAGUUCCGGGCGAGUGACUUUGUGGGAGGAGUCAGCAUGCAGGACCAGGGCCCGUCGAGGAGGUAUCAGCUCAAGACGCUGCUUGCCCUCGUCAAGGCACAGAUCCCUCCCCUGGCUGUCGACGACUCCACCAGAUCUCUGCAGUACGGGGCAGGAGCAAGAGACUCGCUGGCAAACGUCCAAGAUCCAGGGAGAGCAUGCUCCCGUCCCUUUUGGAUCCCACACCUCGUUGACGUCCCGAUGCGCACAGUGUUCCAGAGGCUGAGAACUUGUGCCUCGGCGAAGCCCGAGCUCGAGCAGCAGAUCGAGGAGGCCAACAACAAGAUUGCCGGCAUGACGGAGGAGGAUCGCCACAGUGCUCGAGCGUUGGCGAAACGAAUCUGUGAGCUCGUGGGAUCCUGGAAGGUUCAUGUCGUCCGAGGGGAAGGGGUGGCGCAGCAGUCCUGGGCAAGAGAGGCUCAGUUCUGCUAUCAGGCUGCAGCGAAGAUCGCAGAGGAAUACAGGUUCUCCGACCUGUACAAACUUUCCACCUGCCUCAAGUCUCAGCUUGCCUGCUUCAUCGCAGCUCAGUUCGGGGGAGAGGGGCCGGGAUGGCUGUCGGGCCCAACGGAGCUCAAACUCGAGCAUGAUCUGAACGAAGUGAAGAGUUCAACGGGUUCGGGCCUCCAGCCUCUCAGUGACGGGAGCUGCGACCGGAAGGACCAGUCCCCUCCAAAGUUACUGUGUUACGACCGUUUGACGGUCACGGGAAAGACGCUGACCAAGAGUGCGAGAGCGGAACCGACGGCAAGCCCGAGGGAAAGAGUCUCAAGAGCAAGACGACGAUCUGUGAAGGGCGGGAACGAGACGUCGUUGGAGCAGUCGGGGUGCAGGGAGAUCUCCCCGACGACUUUCGUCCGACAUGUCUUUUCGGUGUAUCAGGAGCAUCAAACGAGUGAGAUGUACAGCAAGAGAGCGGACAGGCUGGACCUGGACGAGAAGGAGGAGGAGGAGGAGGAGGAGGGGGAGGAGGAGGAGGCCGAAGAUGAGUUUCAUGGGUAUGAACUGAAGGAGGCCAUCGGGGCAGGAGCGUACGGAGAGGUCUGGCUUGCUACACAUGAGGAAUGGGAGGGAGAGAAGGGGGAAGAAGGGGAGGAGGAUGGAGGAGGGGAGGAAUUUCCCCAUGCAGAUCAGUUCGUGCUGAAGAGAUUGUACGUUGAGAAAGGGCAGGAGAUACGACUGAGCGGGAUGAGGGAGGUGCAUUUUGGACUUCAAUUGGCCGGGAUACCGCACGUCUGCAGAUUCAUCGAGUCCUUCGAAGAGCAUGCAAACGAAAAUGUGACGGAGCUUUGGUUGGUGUUCAAGUUCGAAGAUCCAUUUCCAGACAUCUCAAUUCUGGCGGGACCUCCGGCAGUCCUCGCAUGGGAAGUCAUGCGCCAGAUCUUACAGGGAGUCUCUUUCUGCCAUACCAAGAACGUCACUCAUAGAGAUCUGAAGGAGGAGACGCUUGACUACGCUCCUCCUGAAGUUCUGUUCGGGGAUGGCGUCCCCUGUGCGGCCAUGCGACCACAUUCAUACGAUCUGUGGUCUGUCGGGGUGAUUUUCCUAGAGAUGCUACUGGGAACAAGCAAGGUGUUUCAGAUCGACGGGAGGACGAGAGCUUUCAUGACAGUCAAGAUGCCCAACGCUCCUUCCAAGAUGAUCGAGCAGGAUGCAAGGAGCAUCCAAGGUGCCAGCUCUGCCAGCAACGAUGAAAAUUCUCCAUCCUCGCUUGCGGGGGCGCUCUCCCAAUUCGCAAAACAACAGAGUUCUCGGCAAGACGCCAUGGAGAAGGAGGAGGAGGAGGAGGAGGAGGAGGAGGAGGCAAGCAACGCAUUGCAGGAAGCGCUGCUGAAGCGGGACCCUCUUGGUAUUGGACUGCCCGAUAGACAAGCUGUCAACCUCCUGCGUAGUCUGCUGCGGUGGAACGCAGAGGAGAGGAUCUCAGCAGAAGCUGCCUUGAAGCAUCCCUACUUCGUGGGAAGCUAG